Messenger RNA from Acytostelium subglobosum LB1, 2592 nucleotides. RefSeq lists its product as hypothetical. The transcript has a single exon. Gene Ontology annotation, molecular function: protein binding. The record is from RefSeq and is a predicted model, not a curated record. Lineage: Eukaryota; Evosea; Eumycetozoa; Acytosteliales; Acytosteliaceae. Bases 1 to 2592 code for a protein of 863 amino acids.
AUGGUCAAGGAAAUGUUCAAGACAAUGCGUGAGGACAAGCGAUUCAAGAUGGAUGUGGACAUGGUCAACUCAUUCUUGGCAUACUUUAUCUAUAAUAAUACUGGCGACUUUAUUGAAGUGGUAGUGUCGUCCUACGAUCAGAUGGGCCUCAAGUACAAUGGCACAACCUAUCAGACACUGAUUACAUUCUACACAAGCAUCGGCCGUGUCAGCUUGGCGCAGGCCCUCGUGGACACUGUGCUAAAGACCAACAGCAACAAGGACGAUGUGCCCCAAUUCGUCGUCUUCUUCCGCAUGUCGUUGCUCCUGCGCAAAAACGACUUGACAGGCGCUCGCGACCUAUUCCAUAGACAGAUCACGUCGAUGCCAGCGACGUCCACCAAGACAGACCUGAUGGUCAUGCAUCAAAUGCUCCACAUGCUGCUGUUCGAUGGACUCAUCAAGCACAAUCACUGGGACGCCGCAUGCUCGAUGUUUGCCGAGUACUUCCCGCGGCUGCCAGGCUACAUUGAGACGCAACACUUCUAUACGCUCAUUUCCAGCGUGUACAAGCACAACAAGGCGCACGCCGAGCAGAUCAUCAGCAUCAUCAGCCACCACAAGAUGCUGGGCAUUGGACUCAUUAACGAACUGAUCAAACUGUCCCUCGAGGCCAAGGAUCUGAAGAAGGCCACGGUGGUGUUUGACUACCUGACGCAGGUCCAGCUGAUGCCCAAUACCGAGACCUACGGCUACUUCAUCAACUACUCCAUCAAGCAAAACAACUACGAGGAUCUCAAGCAGUGGGUCACCAGGGUGGCCACCACCUCCAACUACACAAUCUCGCUGCAAAUGUGCCAGGACGUGCUGGAGUACCUGAGCACGCGACAGGACAGCAAUGGCGUGAAGGAGCUCUAUGGCCACCUCUUUGAUGCGAUGCGUGGCCGCACUGCCCCGCUCCUCCUGUACAACUACCUGAUGAACAGGAAGAUCAUGGACCAGAUUCUCGAGCACCUGCCGGCACUUCACAAAUACUCGUUGUAUUCUCGCGUCACCAAGAGUCUGCUCAAGCUGGGCUUAUUCUCCGACGCCAUGUACUGGUACCACCUGAUCCUGGGAGAGAACCUGCCGAUCGACCACCGUCUGCUGCUCUCAUUCACCGUGUACCUGGAACAGUGCGAUAAGUUGCCGCCCACCAUCGUCAAGGAUCUCACCUCACAUUUUAUCAACCUGACGCGUUGCUUCGACCUGGACAUCCAGCGCAAGGAUGAAGUGUCGCAAGAGUACGACUCAUACAAUGUUGGCGUGGAGCUCACAGCGAUAUGCAGGAACAAGAUCGAUCGCUACAAUCUCUCUGACACUCUGAACACAUCGCGAUCCUACCAAAUCGACAACCUGGUCAAGUGGUUGGACAUUGAGAAUGAGAGCAUGGUGAUCAAGCAUCUGGAAGAGGACCUCGAGAUGAUUAAUAUGAGGACGUCACAACAGGAGGAUGGCAAGGAGAAGUACGCUCUGUCCAUGAUGAAGUACCUCAAGAUGCGCAGAAUACUUUAUCUCUCGAUCCUGCUACAACGACUCUCGCAGCAGUCCUACUUUGAGUUAUACAACCGCUGUCCGGCCAUUCUCCGAGACCUCAUCUUCAUCCCAUCGGCCUUUGUCAAUGUCCUACGAAAGGAUCCCGCACAUGGUAUCAAGAUGCUAAACAUGCUGUCGCCAAUCAUUUAUCGCAACUCGCCCUCUCUGCUCAACGCCGUGAUCUGUGGAGUGGUCCGUGCCGGCAACAUGGAGCUGGCCCAGAGAAUGAUCGAAUACUGCCUAGACAACAAUCUUACGAUCACAUUGGAGGUUAUUGAUGGCUUCUGCAUCAAGGCGCUGGAGACUGAAUGCAUCGACGAGGCCCUGACGGCCAAGUUGACUGAUCGCUAUCCCAAGAACCAAAACAUCGAGUCGUGCAACCUCUCAAUCUUCAUCAAGAACAAGCGCUAUGAGGAUGCCUACCUAUACUUUGGCGACUGCACCAAGAACAACAGGAACUACUACAUCGCCACGCAGCUGUUCCUGCUGCUCAAGGGACCCUCGCCCAACCUGGACGAGCUCAAGGCAUUCCUGAUGCUCUCCAAGAAGAAGACAUCCUUCUUCACGCCCUACUUCAUAAUGUUGGAGAAGCAAGGACAUAUCCAGACACUCAGGGAACUAUUCACAAAGAUCAAUCAUCUGUUUGGUAUCAAGGGCGAGGUGUCGCAGCAGAUGUUCCUCGUGUUCAUCAAACUGCUCAACACGGACGCCGAGAAGAUACAGCUGUUCAAGAUGUUCAACCCGCACUCUUACCAGCAUCCCAAGGACUUCCUCGACUACAUGGUCGAGCUGAACAAGACGGCGAAUGACCAGGAUGUCGCCACUUACCUGGCGUCGUGCAAGCGAUACGAAUCCGAGCAGCAAGUUGAGCAGACGGUGGAGCUGCUGUCCGCCGAGGACAUCACAUUCAUUGAGAGCAACUUUAUGGACAUGACCAAGGUUGUCAUUCAGCCCAAGAUGCUGCGCGAGUCGUACACAAUGUCGAUGCAUGCGAGGCGUUGGGCGCCCAGGAGGCAUGCCGAAAACUUCGUUCAUUAA